AUGCCGCUGCUAUCCAACCUCGCAGCCAUCGCGCGGCACUACUACGACCUGGGCUUCACGUCCUUCGGCGGGCCGGGCGUGCACGUCGUGAUCCUGCGGCAGCGCUUCGUCGACCGCCUGCGGUGGGUGGACGAGAAGACGUUUGUCGACCUCUUCGCUCUGGGUAAUGCGCUGCCGGGACCAGGGUCGACGCAGCUCGCCUUCUCCAUCGCUGUCGUCACGCACGGCGUGGUCGCGGGGCUGUUCGCCUUCCUCCUCUGGAGCUUGCCCGGCGCGAUAGGCAUGGGCGCGCUCGGGUUCGGCAUCUCGCACAUUGGCGACUCGCUGCCCGGUAUCAUGCUGGCGCUGUUCACCGGCCUCAACGCGGCGAGCGUGGGCCUGAUUGCGCUUGCCGCGCUGCAGCUCGCCACGGCGGCGUGCACGGAUAAGCUCACGACGCUCAUCCUCUGGCUCUCGGCGUCCUUCGGCAUCUGCUACCACGCGCCCUGGAUGUACCCCUCGCUCAUUGCCACCGGCGGGCUCGCGACGCUCGUGUGGGACUUUCGGCGCACGUGGCUGCGCAAGCUCGGCGUCGGGAAGCGCGCGGAGCAGGAGGAGAUCGAGCUCGCGGCGGCGGCGGUCGCCGCGAGCGUCGCGGCUAGCGACCAGGCGAGCACCGCGCCAGUCAACCAGCAGCCUGUGGCCCAGGCCGGCUCAGACGGGGGCGGCACGCCGCGCACGUCGUCCCUCCGCCAGCGGAUCACGGACCCCGCCACCCCUCCGCCAGACGACUCGGCGCACGCCGAAGCGGCACAGCCUACGCUAGCGGACAACCUCAAGGUCGUCUCCCCGCCCGUGGCCGUCGCGCUGCUCCUCGGCUUCGUCCUCUUCCUCACUGUCCCGCUCGCGACCCGCGCAGGCAUCCACAACGCCGGCAAGCACGUGCCCCGCGCGCUCGACUUCUUCUGUAACAUGAUCAUCGCGGGGACGAUCAUCUUUGGCGGCGGGCCGGUCGUCAUCCCCCUGCUGCGCGGGUACGUCGUCGACCCGGGCUGGGUGUCGGACCGCGACUUUCUGCUGCUGUUCGCUAUCCUCCAGGCGUUCCCGGGACCCAACUUCAACUUUGCAGUCGCGCUCGGCGUGCUCGCGCUGUCGCCCAAGCUGCCGGCGCUUGGUGCGGUGCUGGGGUUUAUUGGCAUCUUCGCGCCGGGCAUUCUCCUCAAGCUUGCCCUGUUGCCCAUCUACUCGAGUUGGAGGGACAAGAGCGUCGCGCGCAGUGUGCUCCGCGGACUGAACGCCGCCGCGAGCGGCCUGGUGUUCACUGCCGUGUGGCAGCUCUUCCUCGUCGGAUACAUCUACCAGUCGGGCGGCGGCGAGUCGGGCAAGAAACAGGCCCUCGCUGGCCCGCUGACUUCCGACCCGUUCUGGGCCGUGGUCAGCUCGGGCACAUUCGUCGCGAGCCGGACGUUUGGAUCCCCGCCUUGGCUCAGUGUCAUGGGCGGCGGUGUGGCGGGUCUCGCGUGGUACGGCGUGCAGCAGAGCUAG
This is a messenger RNA of Vanrija pseudolonga, 1524 nucleotides long. RefSeq names its product Chromate transport protein (gene chrA). The transcript has a single exon. Lineage: Eukaryota; Fungi; Basidiomycota; Tremellomycetes; Trichosporonales; Trichosporonaceae. The record is from RefSeq and is a predicted model, not a curated record. Gene Ontology annotation, biological process: chromate transport. Gene Ontology annotation, molecular function: chromate transmembrane transporter activity. Bases 1 to 1524 code for a protein of 507 amino acids.